Molecule: messenger RNA, 1017 nt
Organism: Parnassius mnemosyne (clouded apollo)
Lineage: Eukaryota; Metazoa; Arthropoda; Insecta; Lepidoptera; Papilionidae
Source: the annotation of a GenBank genome assembly
AUGACAAUUCGCUGGGGCAUCGUUACCGCUGGGAAGAUCAGCCAUGACUUCGUCAAUGCUUUUAAUUCGUAUCCUAAUAAAGGUGACCAAACGAUAGCGGCGGUGGCUGCUCGCGACAAAAGCAGAGCGACGGAAUUCGCUAAAACACAUAAUAUUGCCAAAGUAUUCGACUCUUACCAAGCUAUGGCUGCCAGUAACGAUAUCGAUGUAGCCUACAUUGGAGCUUUAAACCCCGACCACUACGAGCUAUCUAAAUUGUUCCUUGAUAAUGGUAAACACGUUCUGUGCGAGAAACCACUCUGCCUUAAUUACAAACAAACCAAAAGCUUAAUUAAUUUCGCGAAAACCAAGAACUUGUUUCUAAUGGAAGCAGUGUGGUCUAGAUUCUCGCCUGCAUAUUUAGUGUUGGAAAAGGAAAUAAAUUCUGGAAAACUUGGAGAAGUUCAAUACGUGGAGGUCAAUUUUGGAGUACCUAUUGCAGCAGUAGACAGGUUACGAUUAAAGGAAUUAGGAGGCAGCGCUCUUCUUGAUAUUGGCAUAUACACACUUCAAUUUGCUCAAUUUAUUUUCAAAGAAGAACCUAUCAAAGUAACAGCCAUUGGAGAUCUAAAUGAAUUUGGAGUCGAUUUAGUCGACACUAUUGUCCUUGAAUACAAAGGUGGCAAAAGGGCAGUGCUUAAUAUUAAUUCAAAUGUUCGACUUUGGAAUAAAGCAACUGUUUAUGGAAAUAAAGGCAGAGCAACGGUAGAAGAUCCUUUUCAUUUCCCUGAAAUUGUGAUUCAUGCUGAUGGCACAGUCGAGAAAAUCCCUUUGCACACCUCAAGCAUUCCAUACAACUUUGGAAACAGUGCGGGGUUGGUUUAUGAAGCCCUAGAAGUAGCCAGAUGUAUAAAAGAAGGUUUAAAGGAAUCACCGCGGAUGUCUCAUCAAGAAAGUCUCAUAUUGGCAAAACUUGAAGAUGAAGUUCGUAAACAAUUGGGCGUAGUCUUCGACGUUGAUAGCAAGGAUUUCCCUUGA